UAUUACCAUUAUACCAUGUUAUUAUUUAAUUUUUAGGCAUCGGAAUACAUGGAUUUAAGCAUGUAACAGUCAUCAAUACAUAUGGUCAAAGAGUCACAUAUAGUCAAAGAGUCACGUGACUAAAGUUCAAGUCGCUGUCAAGUUUGCAGGGGAUGGCUUGGACAAAGAAUUACAGAUUUCUUUUAGGCAAAUAUUUUGUACGCCCUUACAGUGCAAAAGAUUCCACGAGGACAUCGGCAUGCAUUUACUGGAUGCAGCAACGACAGCUGACAACGAAAUUCCCCGAGUUUCAGAAUGACCAAAACCUGCAAGGCCAUGAUCAAAUUUAUAAAUUCAGCUUGGAGAAUCCCGAUAGGUUUUGGAGCACACUCGCAAGAUCUCGGUUACAGUGGACUAAGGAUUUUGAUACUGUUAAGGAUUGUGAUAUUAGAAAGGGGCAUAUACGAUGGUUUUUAGGUGGCCAGCUGAAUGCAUCAGUGAAUUGUGUUGAUCGACAUCUUGACAGUCUUGGAGAUUCCACUGCUUUGAUUUGGGAGAAAGACGAACCAGGCACGGAGGAGCAUGUCACAUACAAGCAACUAUCACAAAUGGUGAACAGAAUUGCCAAUAUGCUGAAGAACCAUGGUGUGAAGAAAGGAGACAGAGUUGCCAUCUAUCUGCCAACUUCACCUGUUGCCAUUGCUGCUAUGUUGGCAUGUGCCAGGAUAGGGGCAGUCCACAGUGUAGUGUUUGCUGGAUUCAGUGCCGAGGCUUUGGCCGGCAGAAUCCAGGAUGCUGAUGCUGAGACAGUGAUCACUGCUGAUGAAGGUGUACGUGGGGGUAGAUCAAUUCCACUGAAGAAAACAGUGGAUGAGGCAGUAUCUCAGUGUCCCUCUGUCAAACGAGUAUUUGUGUAUCAACGAACAGGAAAUGGAUCCAUGGGAAAGAAUGACUUCUCGUUGGAUGAUGAAAUGGCUAAGGAGUCGGAUAUUUGUGAGCCAGAGCAAAUGGAGAGUGAAGAUUACUUGUUUAUGUUGUACACCUCAGGGUCUACAGGAAAACCCAAAGGCAUUGCCCACUCCACUGCUGGGUAUCUGUUGUAUGCUUUGAUGACUCAGAAGCAUGUAUUUGACUACAAAGUUGGAGAGAGGUUUGGAUGUGUGGCAGACAUUGGCUGGAUCACCGGACACAGUUAUGUUGUGUAUGGACCACUCCUUAAUGGAGCCACCACAGUACUCUUUGAAAGUACUCCUAUUUACCCAGACGCAGGCAGAUACUGGGAGAUGACAGAGAGGCUGAAGUUAAACCACAUGUACUUAGCCCCCACAGCUCUCCGAAUGAUCCUGAAGGAAGGGGACAAAUUUGUCACCAAGUAUAACAGGUCAUCAUUAAGAAAGCUAGGAUGUGUUGGGGAGCCACUGAACCAUGAAGCAUUUGAAUGGUACCGAGAUGUAGUGGGGGCAGGGAAAUGUGAUGUGGUGGACACCUGGUGGCAGACAGAGACAGGGGGAAUCUGCAUCACACCCCGUCCCUCAGAGGAGGGAGCGCCAAUUUUUCCAGCCAUGCCCAUGAGGCCUUUCUAUGGAAUUGCUCCUGCACUAGUGGACCAGAAUGGAAAAGAGGUCACUGGAAAUGAUGCUAAAGGUGCCCUGUGUAUCAAGUCUGUGUGGCCAGGAAUGGCCCGUACAAUUUAUGGUGACCACAACCGAUUUCUUGACACCUAUUAUAAUCCAUUCCCAGGAUAUUACUUCAGUGGGGAUGGAGCGAGGAGGACAGCUGAUGGUUACUAUCAGAUAACAGGACGAAUGGAUGAUGUUUUGAAUAUUAGUGGGCACAGACUGGGCACAGCUGAAAUUGAGGAUGUACUGGAUGACCAGGAAGAAAUAGCAGAAUCAGCUGUUGUAGGAUAUCCUCAUGAUGUCAAAGGAGAAGGUAUUUAUGCAUUUGUGGUUCUGAAGGGUGAAUCUCACAAGGCUUCUGACGAGUUAGCGGAGGAGAUGAGGGUCAUGGUGAAGACAAGGAUAUCGUCAUUCGCACAGCCUGAUAAAAUUCUAUUCACUCCCGGGCUUCCUAAGACAAGAUCUGGCAAAAUCAUGAGAAGAAUAUUGAGGAAGAUUGCAGCAGAUAAACCUGACGAGCUCGGAGACACGUCCACAUUGUUUGAUCCAUCUAUAGUGGAUGCCAUAGUGAACAAGCAUCAAGCUGUGUACGGAGAGAAGAAGGAAUGAAAGGCAGUCAAUAGUGGAUUUAAUCCAGACUACCUCUCAUUUGAAUUAUUCAGAGGCCUUAAUUAUUUUUUGGAUGAUUU
Messenger RNA from Saccostrea echinata, 2287 nucleotides. Its product is annotated as acetyl-coenzyme A synthetase 2-like, mitochondrial. The transcript has 13 exons. Bases 153 to 2207 code for a protein of 684 amino acids. Gene Ontology annotation, molecular function: acetyl-CoA synthetase activity; AMP binding. The record is from RefSeq and is a predicted model, not a curated record. Gene Ontology annotation, cellular component: mitochondrion. Lineage: Eukaryota; Metazoa; Mollusca; Bivalvia; Ostreida; Ostreidae.